Hypomesus transpacificus is the source of this 1889-nucleotide messenger RNA. RefSeq names its product synapsin IIa (gene syn2a). Gene Ontology annotation, biological process: neurotransmitter secretion. Gene Ontology annotation, molecular function: ATP binding. NCBI's taxonomy places the organism in Eukaryota, Metazoa, Chordata, Actinopteri, Osmeriformes, Osmeridae. The coding region runs from base 223 to 1869 and encodes 548 amino acids. Gene Ontology annotation, cellular component: synaptic vesicle membrane; synaptic vesicle. The transcript is spliced from 13 exons. The record is from RefSeq and is a predicted model, not a curated record.
UUGGCUGUGGGAGAGGAGAGCGUCACGGACACAGAGGGGGAGCUCUGAGGAUGCUCCACUGAGCUGGGAGUGAACACAUUCACUGGGAGUGUGCAUGGAGAACUGAGCUUUCACCAGCUGCUCACUAGGAACUGGUACCCUCUGCCAAAUCAUCUGACCCACGGGUGAUAUAUAUUGUCGUUCCGAUUCAGAGCUCGUUGAAUCGUGCACUCAGCUGCAGCCAUGAACUACCUGCGCAGGCGUCUCUCGGACAGCACCUUCAUCUCCAACCUACCGAAUGGAUACAUGACAGACCUCCAGAGGCCUGACCCCUCUCCGCCUCCUCCAGCCGCCCCAGCCAAGUCUCCUACUGCUGGGCCUACUCCCCCCGCUACCUCCCCAAAUCCAGAGAGGAAAGCACAGCCAGCUCAAUCCAGUGGGGCAGGGUUCUUCAGCUCCAUCACCAAUGUAGUCAAGCAGACAGCUGCUUCAGCAGGACUAGUGGAACAGACUACAGUCACGACUCCCAAGAAGUUCAAGAUCCUUCUGGUCAUCGAUGAACCGCAGCAGGAAUGGGCAAAGCUUUUCAGAGGGAAGAAAGUGCAAGGGGAUUAUGACAUCAAAGUGGAACAGGCUGAAUUCAAUGAGAUCAAUAUCGUGGCUCACGCCAAUGGGACCUGCAACGUGGACAUGCAGGUGCUGAGGAAUGGAACUAAGGUGGUCAGGUCGUUCAAGCCUGACUUUGUCCUCAUCCGUCAGCAUGCCUUCAGCAUGACCCAGAACGAGGACUUCCGUAACUUGAUCAUUGGCCUGCAGUAUGGUGGCAUCCCCAGCAUCAACUCCCUGGAGUCCAUCUACAACUUAUGUGACAAACCCUGGGCGUUUGCUCAGUUAAUAAGCACCUACAAGAAGCUGGGAGCAGAGAAGUUUCCUCUGAUUGAGCAGACCUUUUAUCCCAACUACAAAGAGAUGGUAACCAUGCCAACAUUCCCAGUUGUGGUGAAAAUUGGACAUGCUCACUCCGGUAUUGGAAAGGUGAAAGUGGACAACCACAGUAAGUUCCAGGACAUUGCCAGUGUGGUGGCUCUCACCCAGACGUACACCACCACGGAGCCCCUGAUUGACUCCAAGUACGACAUCCGCAUCCAGAAGAUUGACAACGACUACAAAGUAUACAUGAGGACGUCUAUCUCUGGUAACUGGAAGACCAACACUGGCUCAGCCAUGCUAGAGCAGGUGGCCAUGACUGACAGGUACAAGCUGUGGGUGGACACCUGCUCUGAGAUCUUCGGGGGGCUUGAUAUCUGUGCAGUGAAGGCCAUCCAUGGGAAAGAUGGGAAAGACUACAUCACUGAGGUGGUGGGCUCAUCCAUGCCCCUGGUAGGAGAGCACCAGGCAGAGGACAGGCAGCUCAUUGCUGACAUGGUCCUGGUGAAGAUGAACCAGCUGGCAGAGAAGCCCCCUGCAAACCCUCCCCAAAGACCCACCACCAUACAGCCAUCUCAGAACGGCGGAGCUAAAGACCUGGUAGCUGAGCUGACCACUAAGCCAGGCGCAGGGCGCCCUCCUCAAGGAUGGCACAAUUCCAAACCCCAGGUCCAAACAGAGGCUGCUCCUCAGGCCCAAGGUGAGCCAUCAGCCCAGCCGCAAAGUGAGACACCUUUUCAAAACCCAGUGAAGGCCUGGAGCCAUGAAGGCCAGCCACCUGUGGAACAAGAAUCAACGGAGGAGAAGACACGGGCACAUCCACAGCUGAAUAAAUCCCAGUCCUUGUCCAGUGCCUUUGGCCUUAAGGAAACCUCCUUUUUUCGCACAGCCAGCGAAGACGUGGCCAAGGCUGAGACCAUCCGCAACUUGAGGAAGUCCUUUGCAAGCCUGUUCUCUGACUAGAGACGGGCUGAUCAAGCAAC